AUGGAAGGGCCGGCUUUGCAUUGGAUGCGUUGGUUGAGACAACACACUGUGGACAUUUCUUGGCUUCAGCUUACCCAAGAGCCGCUCCACUGCUAUGGAGGACACAUGAGUGCUAACCCUUAUGAGCGUUUGCCUGAGAAAAACAGCGUAGAUUUCAUCAGAAAGACAAUGCAAAUGCAUGAAGAUACAUUCAAACAGCAGGUAAUUCAUCAAGACUCUAGUGUAAUUUUAAUUCAGGAAUCUAACGAAGAAACUGAGGAACUUGAAGAAGCUGAUGCUGAAACUUGCGGAAGAAGACAUAUAACUGCUGUUAGCACUGCCAUUGAUGAUGAAAGGGCUGCAGAAGCAAGGUCUUUCAUCCCAUUGAAAGGGAAUUAUAAAAUGAGCAUCCAUGGCCCUGACCGAGAAAGUGAAGCGGAGCUAACAUUAAGCAUUGGAGGCAGUAGCAGCAAGAAGACGAUCAUGUCCACAAAUCAAGAAUUGGGAUUCUCUGAACAAAUGCAUAAGCGUAUGAAGAAGCUUGAUUCUCCUUCAUCAAUUAAGUCCGGAAAAGGAGGGGAUUGCAGCACCCUAACAACCCCCAUGAGCAGCUCUAGUGCAACGUUUGACAAUGAAAGAAAAAAACCACAUUGGCUUUUCCAAGGUUUAAGAUUAAACAUGACUGUUUGA
Molecule: messenger RNA, 669 nt
Organism: Hevea brasiliensis (rubber tree)
Lineage: Eukaryota; Viridiplantae; Streptophyta; Magnoliopsida; Malpighiales; Euphorbiaceae
Exons: 2
Coding region: 1-669 (222 amino acids)
Source: RefSeq, a predicted model, not a curated record